This is a messenger RNA of Pestalotiopsis fici W106-1, 957 nucleotides long. RefSeq lists its product as uncharacterized. Lineage: Eukaryota; Fungi; Ascomycota; Sordariomycetes; Amphisphaeriales; Sporocadaceae. Gene Ontology annotation, molecular function: alpha-1,6-mannosyltransferase activity. The transcript has 3 exons. Gene Ontology annotation, cellular component: mannan polymerase complex; Golgi membrane. The coding region runs from base 1 to 957 and encodes 318 amino acids. The record is from RefSeq and is a predicted model, not a curated record. Gene Ontology annotation, biological process: protein N-linked glycosylation.
AUGCAUUUCGCAUACCCACCGAGGAAGAGCUCGAAUCCGCCGCCCUUUCGCCCACGAUCGUCGAGGAUACCAACGAUCCGGAGGAUACGGCCAAAGACAUUGGCGAUUGGCGGUUUGGCUAUAAUGUUUCUGAUAUGGCUAUUCUCCGGUAGCAGCUCCAAGUCCAGCUCGGGCCGGCGUGGGCGUGUAAUAUCGGGCGAUCCGCCGGUCGUAAUGGUCACGGUGUUUGACGAGAAACUAUGGGGCGGCAGUCCAGAUUACCUGGAAGAUAUCAGAGACAACAGGAUGCAAUAUGCUGAAAAGCACGGAUACAAGACAAUGCUUGUGUCGGCAGGCGGCUACGAUAUUGGAAGCGAUCCCAUGUCGUGGACCAAGGUGACGGCCACGCGACACGCCCUGGCGGAAUUUCCAGAUGCCAAGUAUAUUUGGUACCUUGACCAGCACUCCUUCAUCAUGAACCCCGAGCUGGACAUUGUCGACCACAUCAUGGGUACCAAGAACUUGGAAAAGACCAUGAUCAAGGACCUUCCUGUUGUCCCACCGGACAGCAUCAUCAAGACUUUCUCACAUCUGAGAGGAGAUGACAUUGAUUUUGUUGUCACCCAGGACAAGGACGGAUUGUCGGCGGGUAGCUUUAUUAUCCGUAAUGGAGACUGGGCCGAGUUCUUCUUGGACACUUGGUUCGACCCGUUAUACAGAAGCUACAACUUUCAAAAGGCAGAGACACAUGCGCUGGAACACAUUGUGCAGUGGCAUCCCACCAUUCUCUCAAAGCUCGCCAUCAUUCCUCAGCGCCUCUUGAACUCAUACAACAGACCAAAGCACGGCGAAGUCUACGAGGAUGGCGACUUUGUUCUGCGCCUGGCCGGCUGUAUCAAGGGCAACGGCGAUAAUAACUGUGCUGAAGAGGCCAAGAACUUUGCGCCCAAGUGGAAGAAGGCUUUUGCUGCAGCCUAG